Clupea harengus (Atlantic herring) is the source of this 1420-nucleotide messenger RNA. RefSeq lists its product as uncharacterized. NCBI's taxonomy places the organism in Eukaryota, Metazoa, Chordata, Actinopteri, Clupeiformes, Clupeidae. The record is from RefSeq and is a predicted model, not a curated record. The transcript is spliced from 5 exons. The coding region runs from base 104 to 1042 and encodes 312 amino acids.
CGGACUCUCUCAUCCUCCUCCACAGCGGCACGGCAGCCCAGAAUAGAUCUUCCAUCUGACCAUCUUCCAUAUCUCUGAUCAGACACCACUGCUCCACUCAGCCAUGGUCUGUGUAGGUGUGUUGGGUAGAUUCCUCCUGUUUGCUCUGCUUUCUUUGGAGAUCAGAGGUGGUGAGGGUGUGGAUGUGGACCUAAACACACUGGCCAACAUUAUUAAAGAAUUGGAAUUAAAGGUCAAACCACUUCCUGUUCCGAAAACAAAUAGUGACAAGGGCAACACGAUUCCUUCUCCUCCUCGGGCUGCCUCUGUCCCUAGGAGUAGGGACAAAGAUCCUCGUCAUCGCAGCGAGUCAAUGGGACCUGUUGUUGAUGUAUCUCCGACAACUGACAUACUUGCUGUUCAAUUUGCUGUAGUUGUUGCAGUUCCAAAAGAACAAUGCGAGCCCAGAUUAAAUCGUAAUACAUUUCUGAAGAAGGAAGAUUUAAAUAAAAUCCAGGAUGAUCUAAAACAGACCCAUCUCCACGAGGGUAAGCAGCUGAUAGCCGCCACACCCCAGGUAGGGAAAGGUAACAGGGGCAUCCACUCCGAGAGGAGGCUGCUCAUGUGCCCUUCUGCCAACAGCAAAGAAACCCCACUGCAGGUGCUGCUAAGAAACAAUCCAGAUAGUUGUGUGAUUUUCUACACGUAUAACUCCCCAUGCCUAAAGAACUGUCUAAAUUCAAAGAAGGAUGAAGAUGAAGAAAAUAAAUACUGGGCUCAAAUAGCAAGGAACAGUAAGAACAAGAAGAACAAGGAAGGGAAGGAGCCAGUGCAGCCAGUGAAGAAGUGCAUCCUUAAGUCUUUGGAAAUCCUUGGGAAAUAUGAAGGACCAAAAGCAUUUGUGUUUAAGCAGGUGUACAAAGAAGACAAGGGUAAGGCUGAACUAGGAGAGAAAUUAAAAGAGGUUAGUGACAGGAUACCCCUCUACAGGUGUAACCCUGGCUGUAACCCGUGUAAGAGCAAUAUUAUCAACGUUCCAAUAAAUCCUCUGUGCACCGAUUAGCAAGGACAGACAGAGUGUCCGUCAUGAAAGAAGGCCUGACCUCCUUCAUGUGUGUUUGCAAAAGCAAGAGCCAGAGAGAAGCUUUUCACUGCACAGCAGAAAGUCAAUUUGUGUUAGGGGCUGUCUGCAUUGCUGUUCUUUCCCCUUAUGUUCAGUACAGUGUCAUUUAUUCCACUAAUCAUCUGAUGUCUUUUUCCAACAAACUUUGAAAUCCACCUCACUGUUUUGGGACAGAUGUGUUCUGUAAGAUCAGCCCCUUUGUGAUGUCAUAAAAAGGUUCAUUAUGUGCUCACAGUGUCCUGCUUGAUUUGAUAUAGAAUUCCACUGAGGUCUCUCUAUGACGACCAGACUGUGGAUAAAUAAAUAUUGCAGCAUUCA